Molecule: messenger RNA, 2809 nt
Organism: Coregonus clupeaformis (lake whitefish)
Lineage: Eukaryota; Metazoa; Chordata; Actinopteri; Salmoniformes; Salmonidae
Product: alpha-2-macroglobulin-P-like
Exons: 14
Coding region: 1223-2803 (526 amino acids)
Source: RefSeq, a predicted model, not a curated record
AGCAGAUGUUAUUGCGGGUGUAGCGAAAUGCAUUUGAUAUAGACAGUAGGAUGUCUUGAGAAAUGUUCAUAGCCCUAGAACCGUGUAAUAAUAUCCUGUCCUAUCAGACCAAGAGAAUGUAGGUGCAUGCAGCCUCUUGGGGAGAGGCUUUUCGAUAUCCGUUGGUAAAUUCCUCUGUUUACCUCCCAAUGUCUGACUAAGUGCUUUCUGUCUCUCUUCUCAAACCAUAAUUAGGUGUGCUUGCUGAAAGCCAAGCACAACUUUAGAAAUGUUUCAUAUGUAUUAUUAAUGUGCUUACUUAAGGCAAGACCAUUCAAGAUCUCUUAUAUACUCAUUAGUGUGCUUGCUGAAGGCAAGACCACACAAGAUUUCUUACAUGGUUGUAUUAUUAAUGUGCUUGCUGAAUGCAAGACAACUCUAGAGUUCUUACAUAGUCUUAUUAUUAUUAUUAUUUGAUUUAUUUAGCCUGCUCUAGAGCGUAAACAAUUUUAGCUAUGAAUAUGAAACCAACUUUAAAACGUACAGACGGCCCCAACUUAGAUUAAAAUUAUAUAUAUAAUUGAUAGCAUUUCAACUUUUUGAACAACAAUCUUUUUUAUGAUCUCCAAUGUAUUUCAAUGGCAAUAAAGGGAGUCAUACAGUGCAUUUACACUAGGAAGCGGCAUCGAGCAGUGAAACAUCGGAAGCCAUUCACUUCAAUGGAAGGAAAGCGAGAGAAGCGGAAUGGGCGGGGGGACCAUUGAGUGAUGCGAGCAUGAGUGAGGGAGCUGAACAGGGUGGGAAUAAAGUUGGGGAAAGCUGAACUUUAUUCAAAUCCUCCGCAAUAUUGUGACGCGAGUGACCGAUCGAAGCUCACGAUAGCUUCCAACCCCUACUGGAUUUGCUGACAAUGGCUGUUAAAUAGAAGCACUACCUAGCUUGCUUGCUAGCUUGUUAGCACCCACAUGAAGGCGACGCAAGCGUGGCUAGGUACCCCCAGUGAAGGCUGACAGUGUGGCCACUGUCCAUGUUAGCAUCAAGGGGAGGAAGGAGGAGAUGAGCAAAAACACCAAGAUCCUUAUCAAGGCCAAAAGUUUCCUCACCAUUUUCCAGACGGACAAACCAGUCUACAAACCUGGACAGACAGUAUCAAACAGUGGAACUUCAGGACCCCAACUCCAAUCGCAUUGCUCAGUGGUUGAACCAGUCAACAGUGAGUGGAAUUCUGCACCUGUCACACCCCAUGUCCGCAGAGGCAACACAAGGAAGUUACAUCAUCACUGCAUGGAAUGAGAAGGGAGAACAAACCUCCCAAAACUUUGACAUCAAAGAAUAUGUGUUGCCCAAGUAUGAGGUGAAAGUCCAUUUUCCCCAAACAAUAACUAUUCUGGACAAGCAAGCAACACUGAGAGUUUAUGGAAAAUACACUUAUGGAAAACCAGUGAUGGGGUCUGUCACGGUGAAAGUUUGCAGAAAUGCCAUUCGAUAUCAAUGGUUUUAUGGUUCUAUUAAUAUCUGCGAGUUGUAUCUUAUGAAAACCGACAAAACUGGUUGUGCAACCAAAAUAAUCGAUUUGACCCGGUUCGGUCGAAAUCAAUAUUUUGGGGACUUCGAAGUGGAGGCUGAGAUGGAGGAAUACGGAACGGGUGUCAUCCUUAAAGGUAGUGGAAAGGCAAGCUUCACCAAUGUCAUCAUAACUGUUAGUUUUGAGGACGUGCCCCAAGCAUAUAAACCAGGGAUUGCAUACGAGGGGAAGAUCAAAGUGACUGGUCCAGACUCUACUCCUGUUCCCAAUGAGCCUGUGUAUCUCUUCCUACAAAACAAUGGCAAAUCUGAGAACUGGAAUCUCACCACAGACAGCAAGGGCAUUGCUUCUUUCUCUCUAGACACUUCUCUAUGGAGUUCUGAGUCUGUGUCUCUGUCGGCUCGCUAUCAAAAGGUUGAGGAGGAUUAUCCGUACGAGCAGGGUCUGCGUAGACCAGUAUAUACAUCCGCUUACCAUUUGGCAAGGAAAUUCUAUUCCAGGAGCAAGAGCUUUGUGAAGAUAAUGCAGGGCGAAGGGAAGUUCUCCUGUGAGAAAAACGGUAUUGUUUUUGCUCGCUACAUCAUCCAAGGGGUGGAGCUGAUAAAGGGACAGAAGACCCUGGACUUUUUCUAUCUGGUUAUAUCUAGAGGCAGCAUUCAGCAGCAUGGCCGUCUUCCUGUGACCAUUAACGACGGAAAAGUAAACCAAGGGGAGCUGACGCUCUCGCUGCAGCGGAUGCCUGAGCUGACCCCUUUUGCCCAGGUGGUGGUGUACACCAUGCUGCCUGGUGGGGAGGUAGUAGCAGACAGCCAAGACUUCCCCAUUCACCUCUGCCUGAAAAACAAGGUGUCCCUGAAGUUCUCAUCCCUCCAGGAGUUGCCAGGGGAGAAGACCUCUCUGAGCCUCCAGGCCCACCCAGGGUCUCUGUGUUCUGUCAGGGCCAUCGACCAGAGUGUGCUGCUGCUGCAGCCUGAACAGGAGCUCAGCCUAGACUCUGUCUUUAGUCAGCUGCCUGUUCAGAAGUUGUCUGGAUAUUCAUACAGAGUAGAAGACUCCUACCCAUGCCUACCAUAUCCUCCAAUCAUUAAAAAGGAGAUGGAGGUGCCCCCUCCACCUGUACCUAAACUGGCCGAGGAGUUGGAAGCACCACCCGUACCUGAUAGGAAAAAACGCUCAUUCUGGUUUGGCCCCAACAACGACAAAAACGACGUUUACAACAUCUUUAAAGUAAGAGGCUCAAAUAAGUUUGCUGUUUUUGUCUGUUUGGGAUAUGGAAAAUGUAUGUAUAUAUAUACUUAAUAUUUA